GAGAUGGAUGGAGGCAACCAGAGCAGAGUCUCCGAGUUCCUGCUUCUGGGGAUCUCAGAGAGUCCUGAAGACCAGCGGGUCUUGUUUUGGACGUUCCUGUCCAUGUACCUGGUCACGGUGGUGGGAAAUGCACUCAUUAUCCUGGCCAUAGGCACCGAUUCCCACCUGCACACACCCAUGUACUUCUUUCUGGCCAAUCUCUCCUUCACCGACUUACUGUUUGUCACAAACACAAUCCCCAAGAUGCUGGUCAACCUUCAGUCCGAGAACAAAGCCAUCUCCUAUGCAGGAUGUCUGACACAGCUCUACUUCCUGGUCUCCUUGGUGGCCCUGGACAACCUCAUCCUGGCCACGAUGGCCUAUGACCGCUAUGUGGCCAUCUGCCACCCCCUCCACUAUACCACGGCCAUGAGCCCUGGGCUCUGUAUGUUGCUCCUCACCUUAUGUUGGGCACUUUCUAUCCUCUAUGGCCUCAUCCACACCCUCCUCAUGACCAGGGUGACCUUCUGUGGGUCCCCGAAGAUCCACUACAUCUUCUGUGAGAUGUACGUCCUGCUGAGGCUCGCGUGUUCCAACACUCAGACCAAUCACACAGUGCUGAUCGCCACAGGCUGCUUCAUCUUCUUCACCCCCUUAGGGCUCAUGAUCAUGUCCUAUGUCCGGAUCGUCAGAGCCGUCCUCCACAUACCCUCAGCCCCUGGCAAGUAUAAAGCCUUCUCCACCUGUGCCUCCCAUUUGGCUGUGGUCUCCCUCUUCUAUGGAACACUUAGCGUGGUGUAUCUGCAGCCUCUGCACACCUACUCCAAGAAGGACUCAGUGGCCACAGUGAUGUAUGCAGUGGUCACCCCCAUGAUGAACCCUUUCAUCUACAGCCUGAGGAACAAGGACAUGCAUGGGGCUCUGGGAAAACUCUUCCUAGGGAAGGCCUUCCAGAGGUUCACAUGA
Molossus molossus (Pallas's mastiff bat) is the source of this 945-nucleotide messenger RNA. Its product is annotated as olfactory receptor 1D2. The record is from RefSeq and is a predicted model, not a curated record. Gene Ontology annotation, biological process: G protein-coupled receptor signaling pathway. Gene Ontology annotation, molecular function: G protein-coupled receptor activity; olfactory receptor activity. Bases 4 to 945 code for a protein of 313 amino acids. Gene Ontology annotation, cellular component: membrane. The transcript has a single exon. Lineage: Eukaryota; Metazoa; Chordata; Mammalia; Chiroptera; Molossidae.